AUGGAUAUCAAGGAUGAGAACUUCUGGGAGAUGCUCCCUAUCAUCCUACCCGCCAUAGCUCACGCUUGCUACGUCGCCAUCGACCUGGAGAUGACUGGUAUCAAGUCCCAAAAUCCGAUGGGAGCGCAAAGAACCACGAUGGACCAGACAUACGCCGACGCCAAGGAUGUCGUUGAGAGCUUUCAGAUUGUCCAGUUUGGCUUGACUUAUUGCUAUAUAACCCAAUGCUUCAACUUCCAUGUCACUCCAAUGUUUGUUGGAAAGCAUGGAGCGGGAUCGGCCCUUGCAAGGACUGUGGACCGCCGUGUCUGUCUCUCGUACAGCACACUUCUCUUCCUGCAGCAGCAUGGCUUUCGCUUGGAGGAUGCCUUCGCCCACGGCGUCCCGUAUCUGAGUCGCCAAGAAGAACGUGAAGCCAAGCAGCAGCUGCUCGAGAGGGAUCGGCACAACGAUCUGAUUGAUGUCGACCAGGAAGACGAGCAUGUCCGUCAAUUUUACAGCACAGCUCGGGAUCAGAUCCAGGCUUGGCUCGCGGAGCCAGAAUAUGAUUUUCUUAACAUUGAGAAUCCGCACGGUGGUAUCAUGAACAGACUUCAGAUACGCCUUCUUCACCAGCUCAUUGAGGAGGAAUUCAAAGAGUUGAGAGCCAUUUCAAAGGGACACUUUAUGCAGAUUGUCAAGAAGGGAGCUGAUCCGGAAGAAGAGACAUUCUGGCGGACAAGACACAGCCAGCGCAUUCAAGCCAUCCGGCAGCAAACUGGCCUUCGCCUAGUGAUCGAGGCCUUGACUGGGGGCGACUUUGCCGAAGCGCUUAACGAGGAGAUGAUGCAGAGCCCGGCAGCCAAGGAGAAGGAGACAUCGCGGAAAGAGUCCGCAGCGCAGGUCUGCAAAUGGUUCGUGGAGUGCGAGGCCCAGCUCAAGGAGCACCGCCCGAUCCUUGUGGGACACAACAUGCUGCUGGACCUCUGCUUCCUGUACCGCACCUUCAUCGGACCAAUGCCUGAGACCGUGGACGGCUUCCAGCGAGAGAUCCACCGCCUCUUCCCGCGGAUGGUUGACACCAAGUACGUGGCAACCUACGACAGCCACUCGAUGAUCUCGGUCUUCGAUCUGCAAGGCUGGUAUGCGACCCUGAGCCACCGCCCGGAGCCGAAGAUGAAGGUUGUCCAUCCCGACUUUGGAUACAACAAGAAGGCUCUACACACAGCCGGCUACGACAGCUGGAUCACAGCCGUCGUGUUCGCCAGGUUGUGCUGGUUCAGGGUCUCUGGCGAAGACCUGGUCGCACUGAUGAACGGCACUCAGUCCGAUCCCCGUUCUCAAAAGAAACCCGCAAGCCCGGUCAUCUCGCCUAGACCCAUCGUAUUCCCUCUCAAGAAAGAGUACUUGGAGUCGCCACGACGUAACAAGUCUACAUCCCCUAGCAAGAGAGGGACACCGGCGACACCGGCCAGCCAGCAGGUCAGCGAGUGCGGCUCCGCCAUGACCUUGCUAGACGAGAGCGACGAUAGUAGCGCCGCCGUCGGUCACAUCAAGCCCCUCGCGCCCGAGGUCCUGACGCCUUCGAAGUCGGUGGAGGCACCGACGCAGAACCAGCCCAACUCCUCUCCCACUCCUCUGUGCCAAUUCAUGGCCCUUGACUGGGGCUCGGAUUUCUUCCGCGAGCACGGAAACAAGAUCUGUGCCGGUGCAGCAGGAACCUUGAGGUUCCCGGCCGCCGCUGAGGCUGAGCCGGACGAAGUGAAGCCCUGA
Molecule: messenger RNA, 1752 nt
Organism: Thyridium curvatum
Lineage: Eukaryota; Fungi; Ascomycota; Sordariomycetes; Thyridiales; Thyridiaceae
Exons: 7
Coding region: 1-1752 (583 amino acids)
Biological process (GO): nuclear-transcribed mRNA poly(A) tail shortening
Cellular component (GO): cytoplasm
Molecular function (GO): poly(A)-specific ribonuclease activity; RNA binding
Source: RefSeq, a predicted model, not a curated record